Arabidopsis thaliana (thale cress) is the source of this 334-nucleotide messenger RNA. Its product is annotated as Putative membrane lipoprotein. Lineage: Eukaryota; Viridiplantae; Streptophyta; Magnoliopsida; Brassicales; Brassicaceae. The coding region runs from base 1 to 264 and encodes 87 amino acids. The transcript has 2 exons. The record is from RefSeq and is marked reviewed. Gene Ontology annotation, cellular component: extracellular region.
AUGAAGACAAUUGUUUGUUUCUUAACUAUUCUAAUCUUAGUUUCAUCAUGUGAAUCGAAGAACAAGAAAGUGGUGAUAAUACCGGGCCCAAAAGGAGAGCGUCCUGAUAUUAAGGUGGUAGAAGGCCCAUCAACAGUUGAAGAUGACUUUUGUUACGAUUGUGUACGUCGUUGUAUGGUAAAGGGUGUCGGUUUCUAUUUUCGUAGUUGUAAAGGCUUUGUCUGUCGUUGUUAUUAUCCAUUCAUGGGUGGCUACGGACCGUAGUUACAAAAACUUUGUCAUUGUUAUACACCUAUAGUUUGGUGAUGAUUAUUGAUCAUCAUUUCUAUAAUUA